ACUUUUUUAUUAUAUAUAUAUAUGGGUGGCUAAUUUGUAGUAGAUAUUUGAUGCUGACGUGGGGUGCAUCAAAUAAGUCGCAACAAAUGAACACCAAAACGAUGCGUCACCCUCCCCGACGGGUUACCGAUUCUAUGCCCAACAACAACAGUAAGCGCAAAAAGAGAGACGGUUUAGACCUCGAAAAGUUAACCCCUCCUCCGCCAACUAAACCGCCCAUGCUAGCCGCCGCCGCUGCUCACCCGGUUCUCCACAACCAGCUCCUCGCCGGUUACCUAGCCCACGAGUUCCUCACCCGCGGGACGCUCUUCGGCCAGCCAUGGGACUCGACACGACCGUUACAGACGACCGCCGAAUCCAGGAGGGCUAUCGGAGGAAAAGCCGAGCCGAGGGAGAGAUCCGCGACGGGCGACGCCGAGCCGGAUCCGGAGCCAAAGUUGAGAGAGGAGAACAAGCGUCAAAGGUACGUUGAAGUGGCGAGAUUGCUGAAGACCGAUGGGACCCACGUGCCCGGCAUCGUCAACCCGAGCCAACUCUCUCGUUUCUUAGAGAUGUAAGGUUGUUUUUUUUCCUACGUGGCGACAUCUCUUUGGACGUAGGUUUUUUAACCUAGUGCCAAAGUUCCAACAACGAGAUUGAAUUCUUGUUAGAGCACUCUCCGUCUUCUUCUCCGUCUUUGCUCAUACCGGAGUUCUCUGUGCAAUAUACGUAGCCAUAACUGAUAACUCGUAAGCACAGCUCGUUAGUUUUUCUUUUCUUGUGCUGCAUUUGAUGUUUUCGCUUGUAUUCUGAAUGAACAAUUCAAAUGAAAAUUUCGGAUCCGUUUCAA
Messenger RNA from Hibiscus syriacus, 829 nucleotides. RefSeq lists its product as uncharacterized. The coding region runs from base 51 to 557 and encodes 168 amino acids. The transcript has a single exon. NCBI's taxonomy places the organism in Eukaryota, Viridiplantae, Streptophyta, Magnoliopsida, Malvales, Malvaceae. The record is from RefSeq and is a predicted model, not a curated record.